Messenger RNA from Chiloscyllium plagiosum (whitespotted bambooshark), 996 nucleotides. Its product is annotated as 15-hydroxyprostaglandin dehydrogenase [NAD(+)]-like. Gene Ontology annotation, molecular function: oxidoreductase activity, acting on the CH-OH group of donors, NAD or NADP as acceptor. Lineage: Eukaryota; Metazoa; Chordata; Chondrichthyes; Orectolobiformes; Hemiscylliidae. The record is from RefSeq and is a predicted model, not a curated record. Gene Ontology annotation, cellular component: cytoplasm.
GUCUCUCUCUCUGUAUAGGUGGAUAUGAGCUGCUCAUGCAAAUAUUUACUCAUGACAAGUUAACCGCAAACUCUUCAUUAAGUCUCGGAGCAAAAGGCUUAAAUCCACCGUCAGUGCUACGAUGGAGCUCCAGGGGAAAGUUGCGCUGGUGACUGGCGCUGCCCAAGGCAUCGGGAAAGCAAUUGCUGAAAUCCUCCUGAAGAACGGCGCUAAGGUGAGUCUGUUGGAUAUCAAUGUACCUACAGGGGAGGCUACCAAAGCUGCCUUUGAACAGGUCUAUGGAGCGGAGAAUAUUUUGUUCCUUCCAUGUGAUGUAACGUCUGAGAAUCAGCUGAAAGAUUGUUUUGGCAAAACUCUUGAAAAGUUUCAGAGAUUGGACAUAGUAUGUAACAAUGCAGGGAUCUCUGAUCGGGAAAACUGGGAGAAGUGUCUCAGUGUAAAUCUGGUCAGUGUAAUUAAAGGAACCUUUCUGGGAAUACAGCACAUGAGUAAAGAGACUGGAGGAAAAGGAGGAGUGAUUGUUAAUAUUGCUUCCAUGGCAGGUCUGAUUCCUUUCUUCCUUGGACCAGUUUAUGCAGCCUCAAAGUAUGGAGUAGUAGGAUUCACUACAUCACUGUCUCUGACCUGCCUUGAGAAGCAUGGGGUUCGAUUACAAGUGCUGUGUCCUGGUUUUGUCGACACUCCACUUCUGACAGGUCUGAAAUCAGUGAAGGCUCCGGAUCAGAAGGAGUGGUUUAAGAAGAUGGCUGCCAGAUUUGGAGUUCAGACGACCUCACAAACUGCAGAGGGAUUCUUGCAGCUCGUCAUGGAUCACACCAGGAAUGGGGCAUUGCUGAAGGCAUCGGAAAACGGCAAGCUUGAGUAUGAAGACCUACCUGCGUUAGUUCUUCUAGAAAAUCCAAAAUCUACUUAGGGACCUAAUGGAUUUAAGCAACAGGUCACUGAGAACAAUGGAAAAUUUAAACCUGGUCAAAUAUUAAAUGAUUAACAUUUUAA